CUGACUUCUGAGGAACACUUGUCUUGCUGUGGUAUCCUUUAUCUAAUAAGCAUCAAUGCUGCUUCUUCUGCCCCUGCUCUUCGAGGGAAUUCUCUGUCAUGGGCCAGGCACGAAGGCUGCCCACAUUCUAGGACUCCAUCAUCCAGCAGCAGAAGAACCCCCCGCCUUUUACUUGCUCCAGACCUCUUCCUUUGCCAACCACAGCUGGCAGCACACCCAGUCCUCAGCCUGGGUGGGCGAGCUGCAGACUCAUCGCUGGGACAAUGAUAUGGGCACCAUCGUCUUUCUGCGGCCCUGGUCUCAGGGUAAUUUUAGCGAGGAGGAGUUGAAGCACCUCCAGGCGCUAUUGCAGUUGUAUUUCCAUAGUUUUCCCAGCCAAGUGCAGGAGCUUUCCAGUCAGUUUCAGUUAAAAUAUCCCUUUGAGAUUCAGGUAUUAUCCGGCUGUAGAUUGCACCCUGGGAAGGCCUCAGAAAGCUUUUUAAAUGCGGCAUAUCAAGGAUCAGAUUUCCUGAGUUUCCAAGACAAUUCCUGGAAGCCAUCUCCAGGAGCAGGGAGUCUGGCUCAGAACGUCUGUAAGCUGCUUAAUCACUACCGAGUUAUUAAAGAAAUUAUGAAGAGAAUUCUCCGUGACACGUGCCCGCAAUUUCUGGCAGGCCUCCUUGAAGCAGGGAAGUCAGAACUGGAACGCCAAGUGAAGCCAGAGGCUUGGGUGUCCAAAGGCCCAAGUCCUGGUCCUGGGCGUUUGCUGUUGGUGUGUCAUGUAUCUGGCUUCUUUCCAAAAUCUGUGUGGGUGAGGUGGAUGCGAGGUCAACAAGAGCUGCCGGGCACUCAGCAAGGUGAAGUCUUGCCCAAUGCCGACACAACAUGGUACCUUCGAGUAACCCUGAAUGUGGCAGCUGGAGAGGCGACUGGCCUGACUUGCCGAGUGAAACACAGCAGCCUAAGAGGCCAUGAUAUAAUCAUCCACUGGGAUGGGUACCCCAUCUUCCUCAUAUUGAUCUGUUUGGCUGUACUACUUACCCUGGUUAUGUUGGUUGUGGCUGACUCAUGGAUUAAAAAGCAGAGCUCAAAUGUGAACAUUUGUUCUCUCCACGGGCUCCGCUUAAAUGUUCCCACAAAAGUCAACAUCCAAGAAGCCAGGAAUUUAGGGCAUCAACUCUGCUUGGCACAGAAAUCAUGGAUGAAAAACAGUUUCUUGAAUAAAUGUAAAAUAAGUCUAAGCAAACUCCGAUGA
Messenger RNA from Molossus molossus (Pallas's mastiff bat), 1234 nucleotides. RefSeq names its product T-cell surface glycoprotein CD1e, membrane-associated-like. Gene Ontology annotation, biological process: antigen processing and presentation, exogenous lipid antigen via MHC class Ib; antigen processing and presentation, endogenous lipid antigen via MHC class Ib; positive regulation of T cell mediated cytotoxicity. Lineage: Eukaryota; Metazoa; Chordata; Mammalia; Chiroptera; Molossidae. Gene Ontology annotation, molecular function: endogenous lipid antigen binding; exogenous lipid antigen binding; lipopeptide binding. The record is from RefSeq and is a predicted model, not a curated record. Bases 56 to 1234 code for a protein of 392 amino acids. Gene Ontology annotation, cellular component: external side of plasma membrane. The transcript is spliced from 6 exons.